Balaenoptera ricei (Rice's whale) is the source of this 2020-nucleotide messenger RNA. It is a transcript of the gene CHST11, whose product is annotated as carbohydrate sulfotransferase 11. Bases 394 to 1482 code for a protein of 362 amino acids. NCBI's taxonomy places the organism in Eukaryota, Metazoa, Chordata, Mammalia, Artiodactyla, Balaenopteridae. Gene Ontology annotation, molecular function: sulfotransferase activity. The transcript has 4 exons. The record is from RefSeq and is a predicted model, not a curated record. Gene Ontology annotation, cellular component: membrane. Gene Ontology annotation, biological process: carbohydrate biosynthetic process; proteoglycan biosynthetic process.
CGUCCGACAGCCACAGCGGCCAGAAAAGCGGCAGCGGCGGCGGCACCACCACUGCUCGCCCCCCAGCCGCCCGGCCCGCGAGGAGGCAGCGGCGGCCGCUGGCGGGGGCGGAGGCGGCGGCGGAGAGGCGAGGAGGAGCAGCGGGAGGAGCAAGAGCGCGCAGCCGGCGGGUCCACGCAUCUCAGCACUUCCAGAGCAACUCCGGCGCCUUCCACACCCCUGCCCGGGGCUGGGGGCUCCGAGAGCGGCCGCGAAGCCAACCCUAUCCUCCCUGCGAACCCUGCCCAGCCCUGCCCUGCGCCUCCCGGGCUCCGCUCCGCGCGGCGGGUUUCCCGCUCCUGCGCUCCGGGCGCGCCUCCCGGACGCCCGGGUCCCCGCAGCCAGGACAAAGCCAUGAAGCCGGGGCUGCUGGAAGUGAUGAGGAUGAACAGAAUUUGCCGGAUGGUGCUGGCCACUUGCUUGGGAUCCUUUAUCCUGGUUAUCUUCUAUUUCCAAAGUAUGUUGCACCCAGUCAUGCGGAGGAACCCCUUCGGUGUGGACAUCUGCUGCCGGAAGGGGUCCCGAAGCCCCCUGCAGGAACUCUACAACCCGACCCAGAGAUCCUUGGAGAGAGUUUCUCCACCUUGGCUGGAGCUCUCCAACACGGCCGUCCUGCACCAGAUGCGGCGGGACCAGGUCACAGACACGUGCCGGGCCAACAGCGCCGUGAGCCGCAAGCGGCGGGUGCUGACCCCCAACGACCUGAAGCACCUGGUGGUGGAUGAGGACCAUGAGCUCAUCUACUGCUACGUGCCCAAGGUGGCGUGCACCAACUGGAAACGGCUCAUGAUGGUCCUGACCGGGCGGGGCAAGUACAGCGACCCUAUGGAGAUCCCGGCCAACGAGGCGCACGUCUCGGCCAACCUGAAGACCCUGAACCAGUACAGCAUUCCCGAGAUCAACCACCGCUUGAAAAGCUACAUGAAGUUCCUGUUCGUGCGGGAGCCCUUCGAGAGGCUGGUGUCCGCCUACCGGAACAAGUUCACGCAGAAGUACAACACCUCCUUCCACAAGCGCUACGGCACCAAGAUCAUCAAGCGGCAGCGCAAGAACGCCACGCAGGAGGCCCUGCGCAAGGGCGACGACGUCAAGUUCGAGGAGUUCGUGGCCUAUCUCAUAGACCCGCACACCCAGCGCGAGGAACCCUUCAACGAGCACUGGCAGACCGUCUACUCCCUCUGCCACCCGUGCCACAUCCACUAUGACCUCGUGGGCAAGUACGAGACGCUGGAGGAGGAUUCCAAUUACGUCCUGCAGCUGGCGGGCGUGGGCAGCUACCUGAAGUUCCCCACCUACGCCAAGUCCACGAGAACUACUGAUGAAAUGACCACAGAGUUCUUCCAGAACAUCAGCUCAGAGCACCAGACGCAGCUGUACGAAGUCUACAAACUCGAUUUUUUAAUGUUCAAUUACUCAGUGCCAAGCUACCUGAAAUUGGAAUGAAGGGUGGAGGUGGGGAGAGGGGCGAGAAUCGUGCUUUUUAAUUUAAGAUUUUUAUUUGUCAAAAGAAUUCUAUGGAUAUUGGGUUAUUUUGUAAAUUAAUAUUUCUUUGGGGAUGAUGCUGCGAGCAGCAUAGUGAGAAUUAUUUAAAAUCCUUAGUGGGGAAGGACGGCUGUCUUUGCAGGGGACUAGGAUGGGUGUCCUUGUUUUUUAGACAUGAAUCCCCCAACACUGUUUCAGAGGUUUCUUUGUGUUCUGGUGAAUUCCAUGAAUUGUGCAUCCCAUAACUUCUAAUUAAUGUUAUUUAUAGUUAUUUAAACAUGGUCUCUGUAUAGAUUUCUUUUUGUGGCAGCAAGAUUCUGACGUCUUUGCAGAAGAGAUCUAUGUUUCGUUUUGUGCUUGCAGCAGCUCGUGCAGGGGCAUGAAUGUUCUCCUUAUUAACCGCUCAGAGAGUCACUGUGAUAACCACCAUUGUGCUGUCUGUUGAUACCACCAUUCUUGAAAUUCUGCUAGAAAUAAAUAGAAAGAGGCACCUUUGCAA